Rhodamnia argentea is the source of this 2831-nucleotide messenger RNA. Its product is annotated as disease resistance protein L6-like. The record is from RefSeq and is a predicted model, not a curated record. The transcript has 4 exons. Lineage: Eukaryota; Viridiplantae; Streptophyta; Magnoliopsida; Myrtales; Myrtaceae. Gene Ontology annotation, biological process: signal transduction; defense response. Gene Ontology annotation, molecular function: ADP binding. Bases 132 to 2687 code for a protein of 851 amino acids.
AUUUGAGGUUUGAAAGUCACUUGCCUCGUUCAUAUCCAAAACCUCAGCUCAUUUCUUAGCAAUGCCACACAACCCCAACCUUGUUUCUCUUUAGAUGAGAGAGAGAUCCGGAAGUAAUAAUCUUGUUAGCUAUGGCAGACUCAGAGGCCGGAACGAGUAGAGAUGCUGCACGAGCAUCAGCAGGUGAGUACCAAGUGUUCUUGAGUUUUAGAGGACCCGAUACUCGUAAUGGAUUCACAGAUUUCCUCUACCGUGACUUGGAAAAUGUCGGAUUCCGAGUAUUUAGGGACGAUGAGGAACUUCGUGUCGGUGAUGUGAUUGGUGAGAGCCUUCUAUGUGCUAUCAAUAGCUCCAUAAUCUACAUACCAAUCUUCUCCGUGACUUAUGCUGACAGUAAAUGGUGCCUCCGUGAGCUUGCAAACAUAGUAGAAAAUGUGUCUAAAUCAGAGGGUCAAAAACGUGUGCUUCCCAUUUUUUUCCACAUAGAGCCUGAGGAUGUUAAACUGAAGACUCCACUAUAUAGUGAUGCUUUAUCGAGACACGCGAUGAAGUUUCCCGACGAAGUGCAGGCAUGGAGAGCGGCUCUUGAAGAGGUGGGCAAAAUUAAGGGAUGGAACGUGAAAGAGGACCAAAGCCAAGCAAAGAUUGUCAACUCAGUUGUUAGAGAGCUAUUGGAGAAGAUGGAUAUAAAACAAAAAAUAUUGCCUCGACAUUUAGUUAGACAUCAUGCUCAAGUAAAACGCUUGAUAGAGUCGCUAGAUAUCAACCAAAGUGAUGUGCGACUCAUUGCAAUUUAUGGAAUGGGUGGGAUCGGUAAAACAACUGUGGCCCAAGUUGUCUUUAAUCAACUAUCUUCUUCUCAUUUUGGAAGCCAUUGUAGCUUCCUUGAGGACGUUCGAGAAAGCUCGUCGACCAAGGAGGGCAUAGUCCGGCUGCAAAAGAAAUUACUAUCUGACAUUGUUGGGUCAAGAUUUGCAGAACAAGUCAAGGACUGGGAACAAGGAAUGAAGAGGAUUGGAGAAGCACUCUCGAAUAAGGCGGUCCUUGUGGUUUUGGAUGAUGUUGCGGACGAACCGCAUAUUGAGAGUCUAAUAGGAAAUUGUUCAUUACCAUCAGGAUCUCGCAUAAUCAUUACAACAAGAGACAAAACUAUUCCAUCCGAUGAAGGAUUUAAUGGUGAAAUUCAACGAUAUGAGAUGCCAGAAAUGGAUGCUCCUCUUGCACUUCAGCUUUUUUGUCGGCAUGCUUUUGGUAAAAACUUUCCUCGGGAUGAUUAUUGUUCGCUUUCAAAUGAAAUUGUCUCAAGUAUUGGAGGGCUUCCUUUGGCCGUUGAAGUUAUAGGUUCUUCACUUAAAAGGAGAGACAAAGCAGUUUGGGAGGAGACAUUGGUCAAUUUAAAGAAAGUACCUAAGGAAAAAAUUCUAAAGAGGUUGAAAAUCAGCUAUGAUGGCCUAGACAAAAAUCAAAAACAAAUUUUUCUGGAUAUAGCAUGCUUCUUUUUCAAUGAGAAGAAGACCAAUCCAAUUUAUAUGUGGGCAUCUUGUCAAUUCAAUCCCCUAGGAGAGAUCGAAGUCCUUAUCGAGAGGUGCUUGAUAAAGAUACUGGACAAUGAUAAGUUUUGGAUGCAUGAUCAACUCAUAGCACUAGGAAGGGAAAUUGUCCAUGAAGAUAGUCUAGAUGAGUUUGGAAAGCAGAGCAGGUUGUGGAUUGCAGAAGAGGCCAUUGAAAUCAUAAGAACCGAAGAGAGAAAAGACAAGGUUCAAGCGGUUGACAUAGAUGGAUUGGAUGACUCCAUAGAGAUCACAAAUCAAGAGUUCGAAAGAUUACAAAAGCUUAGAUUCCUCAAGUUGCGGAAUGGAACCUUUGUUGGGGACUUUGCAAAGUGUUGUUCAAAGUUGAGAUGGAUUUCUUGGCGUUGUCCUCGUCAGGAUUUUAGGCCGGACAAUAUGUAUUUGGAUCAUCUUGUUGUUUUUGAACUUGGCGCAAAUGGCUUCACGGAUGAUUCAAAAGCAUGGAACUUGAUCGAGAGGGCGAAGAAUUUGAAAGUUAUAUCUCUUACUGAGUGUGCUGGCAUAACGACAAUCCCAGACUUCUCUAAAUGCUUGCGUUUAGAGAGGUUGACUCUUGCACGCUGCAACAGGGUAAAGAGGAUUAAAAGCUUCAUUGGACAUCUACAGUCGUUGCUGGAGCUAGACAUCAAAGGGUGCAUUGGUCUUACACAUUUGCCAGAAGAAGUGGGGGCACUAGUUGAGCUUAAGCGCCUCUCAUUGCAGGGAUGUUGUGCGUUGAGUGAACUUCCGAGCUCACUUGGUAAUUUAACCUCAUUGAUAGAGUUAGACUUAUCAGGUACAGUUAUUGCCAAAGCAAAUCCAACCAGAGGAUGCAACUUAAAGUUUCUAGCAAACAAAAAAGGAUGCAACUUAACGUGGAUUGGGAGGUUAUCUGGAUUGAAAAAGUUAGAUUUAAAUGUGCCAAACAUCCCCGCACUUCCAGAGUUGGCUUCUCUUUCUCAUCUGGAAGAGCUUACUCUGCAUAAGCAACGUCCAAAACUCGGGAAGCUUCCGCCCUCUCUGAAGUACUUGCAUAUAAGAUUGUGGACGUCAUUGGGAGAGUUGAUUCAUCCAUCUGGCCAGGUGCGUCAUCUUCUUCAUCAAUAUACAGUAGACUACGUGAGUGCACUGAUUUGAAAAUUGAUUUGUUCAAAUUUUAAUUUGAUGCUAUAAUUUGGUAAAACUACAGAAACAGUAAAAAGUCAAAUAUUAAUCUGAAAUUUACAUGGACAAAUUUUUUUUUAACCCAACAACGAAAAUAUAUCGGAGAUGAUAUUUACA